Molecule: messenger RNA, 1011 nt
Organism: Fusarium musae
Lineage: Eukaryota; Fungi; Ascomycota; Sordariomycetes; Hypocreales; Nectriaceae
Exons: 3
Coding region: 1-1011 (336 amino acids)
Source: RefSeq, a predicted model, not a curated record
AUGACCAACGCCGUGGCAAAUAGCUAUGCUUCUGUUACGAAGGAUACUGGUAUCUCAGGGGCUGCUAGCCCAACUGAAUGGCUGUUGACAACUCCUGGGAAUAUCAACACGAACGCGCUGCAGAACUUUGGUCAAGUUUCACUGGAUGACGAGGCUAGUAUUGCGAAGCAGCUGAUCAAAAGCUUCCAAGGCAAAGCUCCCUUGUAUUCCUACUGGAAUGCUUGCUCCCAAGGUGGCCGUCAAGGCCUCAAACUUGCUCAACAGUAUCCUUCGGCGUACGAUAGGAUCAUCGCAGCUGCUCCAGCAAUCAACUGGGCCGAGUUCUAUAUCAAUUCCAUCUGGCCAGUAUUCUACAUGGAGCCUACUCAACAGUUACCCCACGACUGUGAGCCUACUGCUAUUACUCAGCUUCGACGCCGACGCUUGUCGCAAAUUAACCCUUUCAGACAUGUUGGCAAGUCUUUUAACUGCACCAGCACCAAGUCGGAGCUCAAGAUCAGCCACGCAGCUGCUUCCGUCGCCAAUGCCUCGUGGACCGGUCCCCGUUUCUCUAACUGCAAGUCAAUGUACCCUGGCUACGAUAUCAGCAGCGAUCUCCCCACGCUUGCCCCGACAAACUGUACCGGCGCGGUUUGCAAGAGUGGAGGCGAAGGCUCUGUCGAGUUUUCUUGGAAGACCUUUGUGAAGAAAGACAUGACAGCGACACUGAAGAACGCCACUGGUCGCGAAUUCGGUACUAUCUACCAUCACGUCAAGCAGAUCUUUACUUCCAACCUCGAGACUAACGAGGUUGAGUUACGAGGCUUUAGAGAUGCCGGAGGAAAGAUGAUUACUUAUCAUGGCCUGGUAAUAUAUCUUGCAUUCAAGGUCCGAUUUCAAGCUAAGAUUUCCCAGGCCGACCCGAACAUCUCCCCUGGUGGCACGCUUCGGUAUUACAACAAAGUAUCGGACUUUGUAGGCAACAUUACUCCUUUCUAUAAGUACUACCAGGUACCUGCUCUCGGACACUAG